CGACGCUGAUAAAUACAAAAAAAAAGAAAAAAAAAGAAAAAGAAAGAACUAUUGUAGUUUAUUUUGGCAGAAGGAGAAACUAGAGGGGAGUGAAGGGAUUGUUGGGGAUGGGGGAAAGUAAGAGACUUUGCGGUUUGUGUUUUGCCAUUCUUUAUGUGUGGAUGAUCGAUCCGGUGAUAGCUACAGGGAGAGAGGUUCCUCUCUUGGACUUCCAGAGAUAUCAUCAGACACCCAGUUCUGGUUUGGGUGUUGGGUUUUCCAAUUUAUUCAACACCAUUUAUGAUACUUCCAAAUAUGGGAAUCUGCAACUCAACAACGGCUUGGGUCAAACUCCCCAGAUGGGAUGGAAUAGCUGGAAUUUUUUUGGUUGCAAUAUAUCAGAAGUGGUCAUCAAGGAAACAGCGGAUGCACUUAUCUCAACAGGCUUGGCUGAUCUAGGUUAUGUGUAUGUCAAUAUAGAUGAUUGCUGGUCUAGUGUAACUAGAAAUUCAAAGGGUGAACUAGUCCCCGAUCCAAAGACUUUUCCUUCAGGAAUUAAAGCUCUUGCUGAUUAUGUUCAUGGCAAAGGCCUGAAGCUUGGCAUUUAUUCUGAUGCUGGGUUGUUUACAUGUCAAGUUCGACCUGGAUCGCUUUUCCACGAAAAGGAUGAUGCACAGCAGUUUGCUUCUUGGGAUCUGGAUUAUUUGAAAUAUGAUAACUGUUUCAAUCUGGAUAUUGAUCCGAAAGAAAGAUAUCCUCCAAUGCGGGAUGCACUGAACGCAACUGGACGAACAAUUUUCUAUUCCCUCUGUGAAUGGGGUGUUGAAGACCCUGCCUUAUGGGCACGUGGAGUCGGAAACAGCUGGCGAACAACUGGUGACAUCAAUGAUACAUGGGUAAGCAUGACUACAAUUGCUGAUCUGAAUGACAAGUGGGCUGCAUAUGCGGGACCUGGUGGAUGGAAUGAUCCAGAUAUGCUGGAAGUUGGAAAUGGUGGCAUGACUCAUCAGGAGUAUCGUUCUCAUUUUAGCAUCUGGGCUUUGAUGAAGGCUCCUCUUUUAGUUGGUUGUGAUGUAAGAAACAUUACUGCUGAAACAUUUGAGAUUAUAAGCAAUAAGGAGGUCAUUGCUGUAAACCAAGACCCACUAGGGGUUCAGGGAAGGAAAGUCUAUGUUGAAGGACCAGAUAACUGCCUUCAGGUUUGGGCAGGUCCCUUGUCCGAGCAUCGUUUGGCAGUUGUUCUCUGGAAUCGAUGUUCAGAAGCUGCAACUGUAACAGCUCCAUGGGAAGCACUUGGACUUGAAUCCAGUACCAGUGUCUCAGUAAGAGAUCUGUGGCAGCACAAAACACUGGAUAGAAAUGUGGUGGCAUCUUUUAAUGCUGAAGUCGAUGCACAUGACUGUCACAUGUAUAUUUUCACUCCGCAGGCAGGCAGGGUCUCAGACGAAUAGUUUAGUUUCAUUCUGGUAGCUCAUCAACAUUGAUAGCUUCUGCCUUUUGUAUGUUGCAGCGUCAAUGUUGACCGUUAAAUGCUGACAAAAGAAAAUUUACUGUUAAAUUGUCAUUGUGGAAAUAAAUAGGCACUGAUGGCCCAUGCUUGUUGCGUCACUUACUGUGUUGUAAAUAUUUGAAGAACUGUUGUGUGGGUACCCAUUUAUGCCAGGAGUAAUAAGCAACAAAGUGGAGUUUACUUGUGCGUUGUUGAGGCUUGAAAAUAUGUGGUUGUUUGCCAUUGAAACUUUGACCUGGUACCACGAUUGAUUACUCAGA
This is a messenger RNA of Rubroshorea leprosula, 1749 nucleotides long. The record is from the annotation of a GenBank genome assembly. NCBI's taxonomy places the organism in Eukaryota, Viridiplantae, Streptophyta, Magnoliopsida, Malvales, Dipterocarpaceae.